AAAUAGAAAAUGAUACCGGAAGUCUGAAUUCUUCUUGGUUUUUUUAAAUCCCGUCAUUUUUUUUCGCUUGGUGUGUAAGGCGAUGAGAAGGGUCGCAAACCAAGGAAAGCGUAUAAUUCCUUCUCUUACAUAUUCCACUUAUUCAGCAUGGUUAAAUUCAUCAAAGCCGGAAAGGUCGUUGUGAUCCUCCAAGGCCGUUAUGCUGGCAAGAAGGCCGUUGUUGUUCGUAACCACGAUGAAGGUACCAAGGACAGACCCUAUGGUUAUGCCGUUGUUGCUGGUGUUGAACGUACUCCUCUCAAGGUCACCAAGGCCAUGGGUAAGAAGAAGGUUGCCAAGCGCUCCAAGGUUAAGCCUUUCGUCAAGAUCAUCAACUACAACCACAUGAUGCCUACUCGUUACGGUUUGGAAUUGGAACAAAUCAAGGGUACCGUCUCUGCCGAAACUUUCAAGGAACCCUCUCAACGUGAAGAAUCCAAGAAGGUCAUCAAGAAGCUCUUUGAAGAACGUUACCAAACUGGCAAGAACAAAUGGUUCUUCAGCAAGCUCAGAUUUUAA
This is a messenger RNA of Gilbertella persicaria, 558 nucleotides long. RefSeq names its product ribosomal L27e protein family-domain-containing protein. The transcript has 4 exons. Gene Ontology annotation, biological process: translation. Lineage: Eukaryota; Fungi; Mucoromycota; Mucoromycetes; Mucorales; Choanephoraceae. Bases 148 to 558 code for a protein of 136 amino acids. The record is from RefSeq and is a predicted model, not a curated record. Gene Ontology annotation, cellular component: cytosolic large ribosomal subunit; ribosome. Gene Ontology annotation, molecular function: structural constituent of ribosome.